GCAAUCCUCGGAAGGUUCGGAAAAGUAUCCAAAAGUCCUGCGCGAGGCGCGCCAAAAGAGAAAAAAAAAGGUACAACCCCCCACCCACUUCUCGAGCUUUUCAUUUGGACUGCACGUCGGUCUGCGCUGCACCCGCCUCCUGGACUCCUUCUAGGGAGCUAAGCGUCUUGUUGGGUGGAUCCGCGAGCAGGAGACGAAGCUCGAUGCCUAACGACGACUCAUUCAGCAAGCCUUCUACACCGACCGAGGCCCCGCACGCUCCGGGGGCUCCGCCGCAGGGCAAGGCCGGCGGCUACAGCAAAGCGGCCGGGGCGAUGGCAGGAGCGGCCGGGGGCUCCGGCGCGGGGAGCGGCGGAGGCGCCUCGGGCUCCGGGCCGUCGGGCCUGGGCUCUGGAAGCAAGAAGUCCCCGAGGCUGCCCAAGUGCGCUCGCUGCAGGAACCACGGCUACGCGUCGCCGCUCAAGGGCCACAAGCGCUUCUGUAUGUGGCGGGACUGCCAGUGCAAGAAGUGUAGCCUGAUUGCCGAGCGACAGCGCGUGAUGGCCGCGCAGGUGGCCCUGAGAAGACAACAGGCCCAGGAAGAGGAACUGGGCAUCAGCCACCCCAUCCCGCUGCCCAGUGCAGCCGAGUUGCUUGUCAAGAGAGAGAAUAAUGCCAGCAACCCAUGCCUGAUGGCCGAGACCAGCGGUUCUGCCCAGCCUCCACCUGCCAGUACCCCCAGCUCUGCUGCUUCAGAGGGACGCAUGGUCAUCCAGGAUAUUCCUGCUGUCACCAGCAGAGGGCAUGCCGAGAACACGCCUGACCUGGUGUCAGACCCCGCCUACUACAGCAGCUUUUACCAGCCAUCUCUGUUUCCUUACUACAACAAUCUGUACAACUACCCGCAGUACUCCAUGGCUCUGUCUGCUGAGUCCUCCUCUGCGGAUGUGGGAAAUCCCCUUGGGGGAUCCCCUGUGAAGAACAGCCUUCGGAGUCUGCCAGGACCGUAUGUGCCUGCGCAGUCUGGAAACCAGUGGCAGAUGAAAGGCGCGGAGAGCCGCCACCCGGUGGGCUCCCAGUACAGGAUGCACUCAUACUACGGGCCUCCCUCCUACCUGGGCCAGAGCAUGUCCCAGAUCUUCACCUUUGAGGACGGCCCCUCCUAUUCAGAAGCCAAAGCAAGCGUGUUCUCACCGCCCAGCAGUCAAGAUUCUGGCUUGGUGUCCCUCUCCAGCAGCUCUCCCAUGAGCAACGAGAGUACCAAGGGAGUUCUGGAAUGUGAGUCUGCACCUUCUGAGCCCAGCAGCUACACUGUCAACCAGGUCCUGGAAGAGGAUGAGGAUGAGUGAGCCGCUGGUCGGUAGACUCAGUGACCGGGUUGUAGGAGGCUUGUUCUGUUAUCGGCAGGGUUUGUUAUUUGAUUUGUCUUUUUCCGUUCAGAAGUUUUGGUUCAUAUAUUCCUUAGGGUUAGGUUAGAACACUUGUAACAGUGUAGGGUUCCCGACUACCAACUGCAAGGAUUAAGUGCCUGGCUCACCAAGUUUAAACCACAGUCGAAU
This is a messenger RNA of Phodopus roborovskii (desert hamster), 1538 nucleotides long. It is a transcript of the gene Dmrt1, whose product is annotated as doublesex and mab-3 related transcription factor 1. Gene Ontology annotation, biological process: sex differentiation; regulation of transcription by RNA polymerase II. The record is from RefSeq and is a predicted model, not a curated record. Gene Ontology annotation, cellular component: nucleus. The transcript is spliced from 5 exons. NCBI's taxonomy places the organism in Eukaryota, Metazoa, Chordata, Mammalia, Rodentia, Cricetidae. Bases 204 to 1328 code for a protein of 374 amino acids. Gene Ontology annotation, molecular function: RNA polymerase II cis-regulatory region sequence-specific DNA binding; DNA-binding transcription factor activity, RNA polymerase II-specific.